AGCUCUUUGGCGGGUACCGGAUAACGCCCAAGUUUUGCAACGCCACGCGGUCCCUGCUGAAGCGUGACUCGGAGCGGCGCGGACCAACGAUCUGCAUGUUCAACCACGAGUGCUUCCAGCGGCAGGGCGAGGUCGUGGGCGCCUGUAUGGACGGGUUCCUGUUCGGGACGUGCUGCGAGCUGCCGCUGUCGAACGAGGUGGCCGCCUCGACGGACUCGCUGCUGGAGAUGAUCAACUACACGAACGCCGACGAGGCGGACAGCACGUCGCAGUCGCCGCUGAGUUCGGCGAUUGCCAGCCAGUACGAGAAGUUUGGCAGUCAGUUGAGUGCUUCGGGGUACAAUCCGAUGGUAUCGUACGAGCCGGUUAGGCUGGAAGAGUCUCCGAGCAAGGAUGGGUCGACGAGCGCUCCACUGAAGAUCAAGCGGAAGAAGCCGGUGUUUGACAAGUUGCACAACAAUUAUAUUACGAACGAUGAUCUGGACGAGGAUAUCGUGCUGAACAGCUUGAACUCGCACAAGUACGAGAUGGCGAACGGAGCUGUUUCGGUGUACUCACCGUCGACGUCUAAUAUUAAGUCGGAAGAGAUCGAGAUCGCUACGACCGUGCCACCACCACCGAUUCAGGAAGAUGUUUCCUUUGUGCAGAUUAAUAACCACAAUGUGUACAGUUCGGAGAUUCCUACCUCGUUGAAUGCGUACAAUGAUGAAGUGUCGGACUCGAAUACGGCCCCGUCCGCUCCUAGCUACGAGUCGAGCACGGACAUAACCUCAACCGGAGUGCAGAUCAUUGCGAAUCAGAUCUACCAGGAGAAUCAACUGUUUGACCACAGCGACAUUACCCAUCCGGAAGCCGAAACGGUGCUGAUCAACGAAAACGGUGCUGUCGACCAAAGUUACGCCAAUCCUGCCGAUUUCGACGUCGAAGAAAUCGCCACGGAGGUGCUGACCACAGAGAAACCAAUCAGAAUCACCCCUCCAAAGCCCCAGUUCAAACCUAAGCCUAAGCCAACGCAAGCAACCGAACCAAACAAAUACGUACUUGUACAUACCAUUUCUAGUGACUCCAAAGAUAGCGAGAACCAAACCUCGAAGCCGACCGUUUCGGUUAACAACAUUCACUCGAUCAACUCGAUCAUACUGAUGCUGAACGACACGAACCUUGGACCUCAGUACGAUACGGACGAGGAGGAGACCAAGCAAGACGCAAUCCUUACGACGACUGUUUCGACGACCACCACGACGACAAGCACGAGAACUCCCAGUACGACCAGUGCUGAGCCGACUGAACCCGACACGACUUCCGCCGCAGUAACGUACGCGACCUCGUCGAUCGACUACGACAAGUACGGGCCGACUAGCUUCUACAUCACAAAACCCCAAAAGACAAGCCCACCAACCACCCAGCUAUCCACUAAGGUCCCUUCGACCAGCUACGUGUACAGUCCAAAGCCUACGAGACGGCCCAUUCUGGAACCGGUUGUAGUCCAAGCUACCUUACUGACGAACGGAUACGGUACGACGGCUGUGACGCAAAACGAACCAGCUAUCGACGUAUCGACCGUUCGUCCACCACCCAACAAAAUUGUCAUCACAGCUGGACCGCCGCCAUCUCAGCGGCCCGUCCUCAUCACUAGCGAAGGCGAGCAUGCCGUUUCGUCCGGGUACUACACCGUCUCUACUGGACCACCUGCAGCGCCUGUUGCAGUCUCUACUGUUCAACCCACCAAGAAAGUGACGCCCACCAAGCAGCGUCCCGUUUCUUCCACCAUCCAACUACCGGAAUACAUCGUCCAAUCGUCCACACUGUCCCACCAGUCCCCGCCAGCGCUGGCCAACGUAAACUACGUCCACAUCUCCAGCGCGUCGGACAACCCGUCCCCAACCGUUCACAUCACUCCGAAACCCGUUCCCGGACUCGUAACAUCCAGCACGUGGAACCAGAAGCUCACCAGUCCCAUCGGCAAUCAACGGCCAGGAUUCUACGAAAAUACCCCACCACCAGUGUACGUGUCUUCGCUGGCCGACUUCGAAGAUGAGGGCUACUUCGGAGUCACCAAACGACCCGGUGCCAGACCCACGGUCUCAUCCACUGCCAUCUACACCCUUGUCGACAACAGCCAGAUGCUCAACAGCUUCGCUUCAUCCACGUACUCUCCUUACGGACCAACGGCCGGCUAUCCAUCCAUGAACCGCAUCCCACCGAACGUUCAACCCAGUCAGAUCUACAUCGCCGCGCAGCCGAUCGAAUCGUCGACUAUCAAGAACGAACUCUACACCACUCCCGAUGACAUCAACAACUUCCCACCGGUGCGCAACCCCAACCUCAACCUCACCGACUCGACCAUGAUGACCAACAUGACCAAGAUCCAGAACGACAACUUCAAGGACGAGGACAAGGUCAACAUGCUGGUCAACAAGAUUGUCGCCACGUUCAACGGAAACUUUGACGAGUUGGAAGCCAUCUUGAAGGAGCGAAAGAACCUUACGUUGAGUACGACCACAACCACAACCGAAGCGACCACCACCACGGAAAGAAUCAAGCUUACCAGUUCCACGAGCAAGCCAGUGACCAAAAAGAAGAAGAAGCGACCAAGCGGCAGCAAGAAACCUUCCAACGGAACGUCAACCUCUUCGACCGGUGUCAAGAAGCCAACGACCACGAAGCCUUCCGUCAUCCAGCAGGAUGCUGCCUCCACAACCCUACGACCAUCGCCGAAGCCAUCGAAGAAACCAUCCAAGAAGCGGCCCAGCAACUCGACCAAACCUUCCACCUCAUCAUCCUCCAAACCAGUGCAGACCACAUCGCUGUCCAAUGCCAGCCCAACAAAACCAGCCAAACCGUCCAGCUCCAAACCGAAACCAUCCAGCUCUUCAACCUCAACCCGACCAAAGCCCCCCACUAGCGUAGUCUCGAAACCAUCCGCCGACUUCGAGCGACCACCCACAACGGUCUCCAAACCCGUUUCCACCACCAAGAAGCCCGUGCGGACAUCCACCUCGAAGAAGCCUUCCGGAACGAAGAAGCCCACCAGCCGACCGACGCUCGCCGACACCGAACCCGUGACGGUGACCACAACCCGCAAACCCACCAAGGCGACGAAGCGUACCACGAAGCGACCGACGACGACGACGACGACGAGCACCACCACCACGACACCGGCCCCGGAGGACGAGAUCAUCGACGAGGAGGAGAACGUCGUCGAGGAGGAGGAGGAAGAGGACGAGGACGUCGGCGAGGAGACCAACGAGACGGGCCAAGAUCUGCAGGGGUCGCGGAAAAUACUGUGCGGUCAGCGGCCACUGAUGAAGAGUGCGCGCGUGGUCGGCGGCAAGGCGGCCAAGUUCGGCGAGUGGCCCUGGCAGGUGCUGGUCCGCGAGUCGACCUGGCUCGGACUGUUCACCAAGAACAAGUGCGGCGGCGUGCUCAUCACGAACGAAUACGUCAUAACGGCUGCCCAUUGUCAGCCAGGCUUCCUGGCCUCGCUGGUGGCAGUGUUUGGGGAGUUUGACAUCUCGAGCGACCUGGAGGCGCGCCGAUCGGUGACGAAGAACGUGAAGCGGGUGAUCGUGCACCGGCAGUACGACGCGGCCACCUUCGAGAACGACCUCGCCAUCCUGGAGCUGGAGAGUCCGAUUCACUACGAUGUUCACAUAGUGGGCCUGGCCGUUUGA
Culex pipiens pallens (northern house mosquito) is the source of this 3674-nucleotide messenger RNA. Its product is annotated as serine protease filzig-like. The transcript is spliced from 5 exons. Gene Ontology annotation, biological process: proteolysis. NCBI's taxonomy places the organism in Eukaryota, Metazoa, Arthropoda, Insecta, Diptera, Culicidae. The record is from RefSeq and is a predicted model, not a curated record. Bases 96 to 3674 code for a protein of 1192 amino acids. Gene Ontology annotation, molecular function: serine-type endopeptidase activity.